AUGAGACUCAAUCCAGCGCCCAAACUGACCAUACUUAAAACCGAGAAUUCUCUGAAGCAAGAAUUCUAUUACCCAAUGUUUGUAAGUUCGGGUGAAAACCUGUAUGUGAUGGAAACCUGUUCCAAAGAUUCGUACAAGGUUCUUGAAAUGGAUUUUGGAGAAAUGAAAUGGCUGCCGUUUGAAAAGAAUAGAGAUGAUUACACAUUUUUUAUUAGUGGCUCGAAGCCUGGUGCUGCUGUUAAACAAGAUUUGUGGGUUGAGGCUCAGUCACAGUCACUAUACAUGAGAUAUGAUGUUACUGAUAAAAGUGAAAAAGCCAGGUUCUUUACUGCAGAUCUGUGGUACUUCCCUCAUAAAUGUUUGAAUGUUGAUCUCUUAAAUGAGUGA
Molecule: messenger RNA, 387 nt
Organism: Lactuca virosa
Lineage: Eukaryota; Viridiplantae; Streptophyta; Magnoliopsida; Asterales; Asteraceae
Source: the annotation of a GenBank genome assembly